This is a messenger RNA of Plasmopara halstedii, 1053 nucleotides long. Its product is annotated as procollagen-2-oxoglutarate 5-dioxygenase. The transcript has 3 exons. NCBI's taxonomy places the organism in Eukaryota, Oomycota, Peronosporomycetes, Peronosporales, Peronosporaceae. The record is from RefSeq and is a predicted model, not a curated record. Gene Ontology annotation, molecular function: protein binding. Bases 1 to 1053 code for a protein of 350 amino acids.
AUGGAGUUGACGGUAUUAGGAAAACCCGCACUACAUUUUGCCACAUCUAUUUAUGACGAGGACCUCGCCAUAUUGAUUUGGUCAGGGUUCAUCCAAUUUCGCAUUCGCCAUCCAGAAUUUGACCUGACACGACAAGUUUUUGACAAUUCAGCAGAUUCGCUCGGUUUUUCGGCAUUACACUAUGCUGUAGAGGCUCGGAUGAACCGCUUUAUUCGUGCAGUUUGCAGUGGACUAAAGCAGCACACGACGGAGCUGGUGGCUAGUCGUAUAGUCACGCGCGAUGUAACACUACCCAUCAACACGGCCCAAACCAUAGGCAAAAAUAUUGCAAGUGGAGGGUGCUCGCUACUUCAUCUCGCAGCCAAGAAGGGUGAUUUAGAGAUGGUAAAAGUCUUGGUCGCCCCGCCGAUGUGCAUGGAUCCAAAGACGUUACGCGACUGGGACGACAACUCGCCAGCACGAAUGGCAGCGAUUUAUGGCCAUGAUGCAGUAGCUGCUUAUCUGGAGAACAUAACUGGUGAAGCCCCAUUAAGCAUCUUAGACGUUGAUAAUGAGCGGAUGAGCCGUGAGAAAAAGGCGACGAAGCGUUUUUUGACACAACUCGAGCCCAACAAAUCCAUGCUAGAACCCUUCGUGUGUCAAAAAAUCUGGACUAUCGAAGAAACUAUGCUCAUUUGUAAGGAGGUGAACCGAGUCGCUGCAAAACAAGGCUGGUGCAAGGAACGGCACACAUCAUAUCAAACGACAGACAUGCCAUGCCACCAAGUACCAACAUUAAGUUCUUGGAUCUGCUCGACAUUAACUGAUAGGAUGUUUCCUCAAAUCACACAGCGCUACAAACUAUCCAGGACGGAGCGUUUAUCAUUCCGCGAUCUCUUUUUCGUCAAGUAUGAGGCCCGAAGCGGUGAACGCUCGAAUCUCGAGCUUCAUCGUGAUGGAUCCAUCUUAUCUUUUAACAUUUUGCUUAAUUCUACAGAUGCAUUCACUGGAGGCGGCACAUAUUUCGAUUCCACCAAGCGCACGGCAUACGUCAAAUUCUCGUGGGCUUUCUAG